Rodentolepis nana is the source of this 531-nucleotide messenger RNA. The record is from the annotation of a GenBank genome assembly. Lineage: Eukaryota; Metazoa; Platyhelminthes; Cestoda; Cyclophyllidea; Hymenolepididae.
AUGCAAUUUUCCAUAUGGCUUCAAACUUUUCUCGAUUCUCUGUCAAGUGACAUAGAUGCAGAAACUUUUGGGGAAUAUAUUGAUGGCAUGCUACAGGAUGAAACUUUGGAUUCUAAUGAAAUCAUUGAGAGUAUAAGUGAUUUACUUGAAUCCGCAAUCCCCUCUAAAGAUGCAAUUAGAUGUAGUCAAGAAAUAUAUUCUCGCUUUCAGGAUCAAUAUGCUAAAUCAGAGGAAGAAACAGCUCCUACGACUACACAAGAAAAGGAUGGCACGAGCUCGUUGGAUAUUCUUGAAGAAACAAUGCGAUCGAUGCUAGUUGCAAGCAAGGAUCAGCAAGCACCUUCAGAAGCAUCCUCUAGUGCGCAAGGGCCGAAAUUGAAGAACUUGGAUUCGGUCACGGUGUCAAUACUACGAGCAGCCGGUGUGUCUGGUUACCAAGAGGACGAACAGGCGGAGGCCGAGCUUGCAAUCAAGCUUGCCAAUGCUGAAUAUGUUGCUAAACAGUGUGCAUCAAGUGAUGUGGUUGGUUAA